This is a messenger RNA of Alternaria viburni, 312 nucleotides long. RefSeq lists its product as uncharacterized. The coding region runs from base 1 to 312 and encodes 103 amino acids. The record is from RefSeq and is a predicted model, not a curated record. The transcript is spliced from 3 exons. Lineage: Eukaryota; Fungi; Ascomycota; Dothideomycetes; Pleosporales; Pleosporaceae.
AUGGCCGACCGCACACCUGCACCCCGAAAGCGCGCCACUCCCAAGUCUACCGGCGCUGAAGACGCACAAGGUCGGCUUCUAGUCAGCAUGUUGUUCCAAGUCUCUCUAUGUCACGAAGAGGAUAGUUUCACAAAGUACAACGAGUUCAUGGACGCGGUGAAGGAGGCUGACGGCGCUGAGGUCUUCUACAAGGUCGAUGCUGGCUACCCAGAUCCGUUGAAGGAGCUUGUCGACUUUGACACCUCUGUCGACUUUGGAGAGUACAAGGAAUACAAGAAGACUGCGGAGCCGACCGUACCGGCGCUUGAGUAG